Messenger RNA from Urocitellus parryii (Arctic ground squirrel), 5808 nucleotides. The record is from RefSeq and is a predicted model, not a curated record. NCBI's taxonomy places the organism in Eukaryota, Metazoa, Chordata, Mammalia, Rodentia, Sciuridae.
AUGGCAAGGAAGCUCAGUACAUUGGAAGUCCUUCUGUUUGUCUUCUUCCUAAUUGUAUUGGCUGUAGAUAUCCUCUUGCUGCUGCUUGUGUUGGAGAAACCUUCAGAUUCUUCAUUUAUUCCAGUGUGCCCAGAGAUCUCUCAGUCGGAAAGGAUAGACUGCGCACCUGGACAGGCGGUGACAGAGGAAACUUGCAGAUGGCAAUAUAAAUGCUGCUGGAAUUCUGCAGCAGAGACCAAUGUCCCUAGGUGCUUCUUCCCCAGAAACUGGGGCUAUGAAGUCAUCAGGGCCCAAACAAAUACAAGCACAGGGUUUACUGCCCAGCUGAGAAAGUUGCCAUCCCCUUCUCUGUUUGGAGAUGAUGUCACCAAUGCCCUCCUCACAGCUGAAUUUCAGACAGCCAAUCGUUUUCGUUUUAAGAUAACUGAUUUCAAUGCGAUCCGCUAUGAAGUCCCUUCUGAAAACAUCAAUUUACUUAAUGACACUGCUGAUAUCUCCAGUUUGAGCUACCAUGUAGAAGUCACUGAUAAUCCCUUUAGCAUCAGAAUAAUGAGGAAGAGCAACAAAAGAGUCCUGUUGGACACAAGCAUUGGGCCCCUCCAAUUUGCCCAGCAGUUCCUGCAGCUGUCUUUCCGACUUCCCAGCACCAACGUGUAUGGGCUGGGGGAGCACGUGCAUCAACAGUACCGCCACGACAUGGCCUGGAAGACCUGGCCCAUCUUCACCCGGGAUGCCGCCCCCACCGCGGGCAUGAUUAACCUGUAUGGAGCACAUACAUUCUUCUUGUGCCUUGAAGACACCAGUGGUUCCUCUUUUGGAGUUUUUCUGAUGAACAGUAAUGCCAUGGAGGUCGCCCUUCAGCCUGCUCCUGCAGUCACUUACCGCACCAUUGGGGGUAUUCUUGACUUCUACGUGUUCCUGGGAAACACUCCAGAGCAAGUGGUUCAGGAAUACCUGGAGCUUGUUGGACGACCAUUCUUGCCUUCCUACUGGAAUCUCGGGUUCCAGUUAAGUCGCAGGGAUUAUGGUGGCAUCAAUGGGUUGAAAGAGGUUGUAGACCGAACUCGUGAAGCUGGGAUCCCGUAUGAUGUCCAGUACUCUGAUAUAGACUACAUGGAUGGAAAGAAGGAUUUCACUAUUGAUGAAACGGCUUACCCUGAUCUCUCAGGUUUUGCCAAGAGGUUACAUGACAAUGGCCAAAAAUAUAUAAUUAUUAUGAAUCCUGGUAUCCUGAAAGAUCCUAACUACAAUACAUAUAAAGAUGGAAGACUAAAGAGAGUAUGGAUCUUGGAGAACAAUGACUUUGCUGUUGGGGAGGGAUACCCUGGUCCAACUGUCUUUCCUGACUUCAGCAAUCCAGUGUGUACCCAGUGGUGGACRCAACAGGUCACUGAAUUUCACAACAAAAGUCUAAACUUUGAUGGAGUGUGGAUUGAAAUGGAUGAAGUAACUAGCUUUCUCCAAGAUUCUGGUCAUACGUGUGAAUCAAACAGCUUAAACUUCCCACCUUUCACUCCUGGCAUUCUAGACCACUUACUGUUUGCAAGAACUCUCUGCAUGGACACAGAGUUUUACUGGGGCCUUCACUAUGACGUCCACAGCUUGUAUGGCCACUCCAUGGCAAGAGCCACCCAUUCGGCCAUGGAGACUAUCUUCUCCAAUAAGAGGAGCUUCAUCUUAUCCCGUUCUACUUUCGCGGGAUCUGGUAAAUUUGCUGCUCAUUGGCUGGGGGACAAUGCGGCUACAUGGGAUGAUCUCCGAUGGUCCAUCCCUGGUGUCCUUGAGUUCAACCUGUUUGGCAUCCCCAUGGUAGGUGCCAACAUCUGUGGUUAUAAAGAAAAUGUCACAGAGGAGCUCUGCAGAAGGUGGAUGCAACUUGGAGCAUUUUAUCCACUAUCAAGGAACCACAAUGGGCCUGGGUUCAGGGACCAGGAUCCUGCUGCCUUUGGUUCUGAGUCCCUGCUGCUGAAUUCCUCCAGACAUUAUCUGAACAUCCGAUACACUCUGCUGCCCUAUCUCUACACCCUCUUCUACCGUGCUCACACCCAGGGGCAGACAGUAGCAAGGCCCCUGUUACACGAAUUCUACCAGGACCCAGCCACGUGGGAAGUGCAUGAGCAGUUUUUGUGGGGGCCUGGACUCCUCAUCACACCUGUCCUGUAUGAAGGUGCAGACCAAGUAAGAGCAUACAUUCCAGAUGCCACCUGGUAUGACUAUGAGACAGGAGAUGCCAUCCAGUGGAGAAAGCAAUUUGUGGAUAUGCUACUUCCAGGGGACAGGAUCGGGCUUCACCUUCGAGGAGGCUACAUAUUUCCCAUCCAGCAGCCGAACACAACCACAGAAACCAGCCGGAAGAAUUCCCUGGGACUCAUCGUCGCCUUGGACUAUAAGAGAGAAGCCAAGGGAGAGCUGUACUGGGAUGACGGUGUGACUAAAGAUGCUGUAACUAAUAAGACGUAUAUUCUGUAUGAUUUCUCUGUUACUUCUAACCGUCUACAGGCAAAGAUCAUACAUAAUGGUUAUGUGGACCCGGACAACCUCAUGUUUACAGAUAUCAGAAUCUUGGGAAUGGACAAAGAGCCGAGUAAUUUCAUUGUGUCUUUAAAUAAUGUUGCCACCUCCAUUUCCAGUGUUGUCUACAGUGCUUCAACAAAGGUGGUGACCAUCACUGAUCUCCAGGGACUGGUUCUGGGACAAGAAUUCUCUAUAGAGUGGGAUCUUGUAGUCAAUGAUCUGGAGAAGUUCAACUGCUACCCUGAGGAUCCCACUGCCUCUGAGGAGAGUUGCAGACAGCGGGGAUGCCUUUGGGAGCCCACAGCUACUCCUGGUGUGCCCACCUGUUACUAUGACACCAUCCCUAACUAUGCUGCCAGUAACAUUCAGUACCUGCCCACGGGCAUCACCACCGACCUUACCCUCCUGGCGGUCCCUGCAUCUACCCGGGCAGCRGCAGCUCCACCAUCACCAGGAGCAGCCACUGUCUCUAAUCGUCUCUCUGAAAAGAUCAGCCUCCUCAGACUGAGUGUGACCUACCAUACAGAGAGCAUGCUGCAGAUAAAGAUCUAUGAUCCCACUAAUAAAAGGUACGAGGUCCCGGUACCUCUGAACACACCACGUUCACCGCUUGUCUCCCCUGAAAACUGCCUGUAUGAAGUCAGGGUUCAGAACAAUCCCCCUGGAAUCCAGAUUCGACGCAGAAGUUCCCAAACUGUGAUUUGGGAUUCUCAACUCCCGGGCUUCACCUUCAACGACAUGUUCCUUUCCAUUUCUACUCGCCUCCCUUCUCAGUACAUCUAUGGUUUKGGGGAAACUGAGCACAUGACUUUCAGAAGAAACAUGAACUGGACAACCUGGGGAAUGUUUGCUCGGGAUGAGCCACCAGCGUACAAGAAAAAUUCCUAUGGUGUUCACCCCUACUACAUGGCCUUGGAAGAAGAUGGGAAUGCCCAUGGAGUGCUCCUGCUGAACAGCAAUGCCAUGGAUAUGACUCUGCAGCCCACUCCUGCCCUGACAUACCGCACUGUAGGAGGGAUUUUGGACUUUUAUUUGGUUUUGGGGCCAACCCCCGAACUGGUAACUCAGCAAUACACUGAGUUGAUUGGUCGGCCAGCAAUGACUCCAUAUUGGGCUCUGGGAUUCCAGCUGAGUCGCUAUGGAUACCAGAAUGACUCUGAAAUCGCCAGUCUGCAUGAUGCAAUGGUGGCAGCCCAGAUCCCCUAUGACGUCCAGCAUGUGGACAUCGAUUACAUGGACCGGAAGCUGGACUUCACCCUCAGCCCCAGCUUUCAAAACCUCGGUGUCCUGAUAGAGCAAAUGAAGAAGAAUGGCACCAGAUUUAUUCUCAUUCUGGACCCAGCCAUUUCUGGCAAUGAGACACARUAUCUCACCUUCACCAGAGGACAGGAAGACAACGUGUUCAUCAAAUGGCCUGACACCRAUGACAUUGUCUGGGGAAAGGUUUGGCCAGAGCUGCCCAAUGUAAAUGUGGAUGAAUCCCUUGACCAGGAAACUCAGGUCAAGAUGUACAGGGCCCAUGUUGCGUUCCCUGACUUCUUUCGUAAYAGCACAGCUGCAUGGUGGAAGAAAGAGAUAAACGAGCUCUAUGCUAACCCCAGAGAGCCAGGGAAGAGCUUGAAGUUUGAUGGACUGUCGAUCGAUAUGAAUGAGCCSUCAAACUUUGUGGAUGGAUCUGUUGGGGGCUGCCGCAGUGCAGUUCUUAAUAACCCACCCUAUAUGCCAGAUUUGGAAUCUAGGGACAAAGGCCUGAGCAGUAAGACCCUGUGCAUGGAGAGUGAGCAGAUCCUGCCAGAUGGCUCCCGGGUGCGACACUAUGACGUACACAGCCUGUACGGGUGGUCCCAGACCAGACCGACAUAUGAAGCUGUGCAGGAAGUGACUGGACAGCGAGGGACUGUCAUCACCCGCUCCACAUUCCCCUCCUCUGGCCGCUGGGGAGGACACUGGCUGGGAGACAACACUGCUGAGUGGGACCAGCUGGGGAAAUCUAUCAUUGGCAUGAUGGAGUUCAGUCUCUUUGGAAUAUCUUAUACAGGAGCAGAUAUCUGUGGCUUCUCUGGAGAUGCUGAAUAUGAGAUGUGUAUUCGCUGGAUGCAGCUGGGAGCCUUCUACCCCUUCUCCAGGAACCACAACACCAAAGGGACAAGGAGACAAGAUCCUGUGGCCUGGAAUUCAACCUUUGAAUACUUCUCAAGGAAAGCCCUGCAGCUCAGAUAUACCCUGCUGCCCUACCUCUACACUCUGAUGCAUAGCGCUCACGCAGAGGGCAGAACCGUCAUCCGACCCCUUUUCCAUGARUUUACAGAUGACAAGACAACGUGGGAUAUAGACCGUCAGUUUAUGUUGGGAYCUGCCAUCUUGAUCAGCCCUGUGCUGGAAAGUAACACAUUUGAGAUCAGUGCUUAUUUUCCCAGAGCCCAGUGGUAUGACUAUAGCACGGAAUCUGCCUACAGAUCCACAGGUGAGUUGGUAAUACUGAAGGCUCCCCUAGACCACAUCAACCUUCAUGUCAGAGGAGGCUACAUCCUGCCUUGGCAAGAGCCUUCCAUUAACACUUACUAYAGUCGACAAUGUUUUAUGGGGUUAACUGUUGCUUUGGAUGAUGAUGGGAAGGCCGAAGGUCAGCUGUUCUGGGAUGAUGGACAAAGCAUUGACACCUAUGAAAAUGGAAACUAUUUCUUGGCAAACUUUAUUGCAGCUCAGAACACCUUGAAAAUUCAGGUCAUACACAAUAAGUAUUUGAGCGACUCAAAUUCAUUGAAAGUUGGAUAUAUUAAAAUCUGGGGAGUGAACUCUACUUAUGUGACACAAGUCGGUUUCACAUAUGACAACUGGGAAUUCAUGACGACCAAUUUCAAGAGUGACCCUUAUACUAAGACACUAACUAUUCAGUUGACUGACAGGAGUGUUAGUCUGGAAAAAUUAACUGAGGUAUUCUGGAUUCAUGGGGAUCCUUCCUUUACGACUCCACCUGUGACAAGUGCCUUCCCCAUGAGUCCUGAGACUUCUACAUCUUCUACAACAGCUGCUGGUACUGAGAUUCUCACUAGCUCUGCUAGUGCAAGUCUUGCUCCUGGCACUAGUGAACCYUCUGCCAUAACCACUCCUCUAACCAGCGCUACAGCAGUCACAACUAGUGCAGCUGGUCCUGAGACUACACCUUACUCCGUGGCCACUGGUGCUAGCACAAGUGCCACUGUACCUGUCCUCACCACAACGCUCACAAUAAGCAUGUUUGAUGAGGCCAUCUGUUGGGAAUCAGAGGAUAGGGAGCGGUUGUUGGAAGCUUGA